CUCUCUUUUGCAUUUUCCCUUUUUUUUCCUUACCAAAGCAUUCAAAGACACUGUUGAGAAACCAGACCCCUAGUCGUUUGCUGACAAUAUCUCACCUAGGAUUCAGCGAAACUUGCUGUUUUAGGAAACGUUUCUUCCUCGUUGUGAUUUGGUCUGGUCUACAAAUGGGGCGGCACUCUUGCUGUUACAAGCAGAAGCUAAGGAAAGGUCUUUGGUCUCCUGAAGAAGACGAAAAGCUCUUAAGGCAUAUCACCAAGUACGGCCAUGGCUGCUGGAGUUCUGUCCCUAAACAAGCUGGUCUGCAGAGGUGUGGAAAGAGCUGCAGAUUAAGGUGGAUUAAUUAUUUGAGGCCUGAUUUAAAGAGAGGUGCAUUCUCUCAGGAAGAAAAAAAUCUCAUAAUUGAACUUCAUGCAGUUUUGGGUAACAGGUGGUCCCAAAUUGCUGCACAACUGCCGGGAAGAACCGACAACGAAAUUAAGAAUCUAUGGAACUCUUGCUUGAAGAAGAAGCUUAGGCAGAGGGGCAUUGAUCCUGUCACUCACAAACCCCUCUCCGAGGUUGAAAAUGGGGAAGACAACAAGGGUCAACAGCACACCAACCGCAAGGACAUGACGGCUUCGGACAAUCCGAAGACUGGAACGUCAGUUACAGUACAAGAUGUACGUUACCGAUCGGAAAUGGAAGGCUCUCCGAGCUCCAAGACAAUGAACAUCAACAACAACAAUGGAAACAACCACACCAACGACCAGCAGCCAUCUGAUUUGGUGGGGCAUCUACCGAUUCAACAAUUGAACUAUGCGUCAAAUGCCAGGCUCUCGAACCAAACUCUCUGGUUCAAUCAAACUAGGCAAGCGUUCGAUAUCGAUUCCGAAUUAUCUUCGGCAACGAUGACCACUUUUCUCCCGCCAUCCACGAAUCCGUUCCCCUCUGCUCCGAUGGGGUUCAAGCCUUCCGUAGCUGUAAAUGGUUCCCACUAUUGGGAAACCGGUGCGGCCUCAGCUAACAACAGCAACAGCACCAGCACCGAGCUACAAAGCAACGGUUCUUUCUACGAGAACAAUAGCUCCUCUUGGGGAUUAGCAGAUUGCAGCACACCAGAGAAAGAAGCUUCUCCAAACCCAAUUCAUCUAAUGGAAACUCAAGCUGAUGAAAUCAAAUGGGCUGAAUAUCUGAAUAACCCAUUGUUAAUGGCGGCUGCUUUGCAGAACCAAACUCAACAAUCCAUGUACAACAUCGACUUCAAAUCGGAAACAGAUUUCCUCACAAAUAAUUCGUCAAACACCAUGUGGCCUCGUAAUCAACAGCAAGAAGAACCUAUACAAAAUUCUAGCAUGUGGGGAACUUGAAUUGAACUAAUGCAACUCUCUCACAUAUCAGGUGUGCAUCACAGAUUUUUCUUUUCGUUUUUUGGUCUUUAAUUGUCGUGUAUAGGUCUGAUACAAAGAUUAAUUAUCAUCUCUGAGUAUAUGUGAGCAAAUCACGCUUUGUUUUUAGCUUAUUUUCUUGCUUUUGUGGGGUAGAAUUCUGCAGAAUAAGGCUUGCUCCGGUGUCUUUUAGUCUGCUUUGCCUCUUUGCAAAUGGCCAUAUGCGAGGUUUGGAAUGUUGGAAUUCUAUAUGUAAACAACUGUUGAUAAAAUUAAGAAGAAGAUAUAUGGUUCGUCCAUGGCCAUGGGGUUUUAAGCA
Messenger RNA from Hibiscus syriacus, 1683 nucleotides. RefSeq names its product transcription factor MYB61-like. The transcript is spliced from 3 exons. The record is from RefSeq and is a predicted model, not a curated record. Gene Ontology annotation, biological process: regulation of stomatal movement. Lineage: Eukaryota; Viridiplantae; Streptophyta; Magnoliopsida; Malvales; Malvaceae. Bases 165 to 1346 code for a protein of 393 amino acids.